Molecule: messenger RNA, 3254 nt
Organism: Closterium sp. NIES-67
Lineage: Eukaryota; Viridiplantae; Streptophyta; Zygnematophyceae; Desmidiales; Closteriaceae
Source: the annotation of a GenBank genome assembly
UUCGACGGACACAACACAGAAGUGGCGCAAGCAGACAGAAUCCCAGCUAAGCACCACUAGGCAGUGACUGCACCGCUCUAGGUCGAAGUCCCAGACAACUCGCUCCUAGGCCGAAGUCAUCCCUCCCUCCACCUCCAGUCAGCUCGCUCCCACCCUUGACAGCCCUACUUGACUAAAAUCUUAAGUUCAAAUAAGAUCCCUACAAGAGAGAAACUGGAGUGAGGCCCGUCGCGUCACUCACAGUCCCCUUUCGCAUGUGAGGCUCACCGAUCCCACUCGCGAUUGCCGCCGGUAACCAGUCUUGGACAUCAGUAGUGCAAGCGUAGUAGUCGACCCAGUUCAAGCACGUUGGUCUUCGCGGACCCGCGCGGUCCGCACAGUACAAAACCAGCUCCCAUGCGGAGUCUCACGAGGGCCGCCAUGGCCCUUAGCUGUCUUAUUCCGUUGCUACUAAUCCCGUCGCUCGUCUCAGGAGCCGCCAUGCCGUCGCAGCAGGGGGAGGUGUCGCAGCAGGCGCAGCAGAUGGCGGAUGACGCGAUGAAGGCGCUGCAGGCCAGAAUAGACCAACUAAACGCCGCACUCGCGAAAGCAACGGCGGAGAAACUGCAGGUGCAGCAGACGGUGGCGCAACUCGCGGCCGCGGUGAAAGACAAGGCUGCGCUUUUGGCCCAGGCGAAAGACGAGGCGAAAGCGGCGACGGAGGCGAAGAAUGCCAUGGUUGCUGUUGCGAAAAACAUGGCGGCGGAAUUGGCGAAGAACGCGGAUGUUGUGAAGAAGGCUAAGGCUGCGGCGGACGCGGCGCUAAAGGCGGUCGCGACGGCGAAAGCGACGCUAGACAAUGCGAAGAAAAAGGCAGCAGCUUCGCCGACUAAGGCGAACACGGACGCGUUGGCGAAGGCGCAGAAGGACUACGAUGCGAAGCUCGCGACGUCGCAAACGGCGUCCGCGAACCUCGCGACUGCGAACUCCGCUUACACCACGACGGUCGCAGAUAAAGCCGCAGCGGAUAAGGCGGUGGCAGUCGAAACGGCGAGCGAGAAAGCCCUUUUGAAACAGGCGUCGGUCGCCGAGUCGGAGUUUAACGGCUUGACUAAGCAGAAGGCUUCAGCUGAUAAGCAGGCAGCGGAGAAAGAGGCGGCGGAAAAGGCGGCGACGUCCAUGGCGUCGGCGGCGCGCAUUGCGGCGGAUAGGGCGGCGUCGUCCAUGAUCACGACUGUGACUACAACGGGGCUCUCAUCCACCGCUACAGUGACGUCGACGACGAAUACCAACAACACUUCUGGCAACUCCUCCUCCUCCACCUCCUCUUCCUCUUCCUCCUCCGCGAUUCUCGGCAGCGCGAUAUUCAACGACGACAAGUACAACUACCAAGUGGGGAUCAACGACUGCGGACCGCCCAACGACGUUUCCUGCACCGACGCGCCCACUACCUCCACGGGUCGACUCAGCCGCUACGUGAUCCCCAAUGGCGGGCGCUGCGCGGGCGCGGUGGCGCCGGAGUGCGCGGGAGGGGGGAUAACGUCGGUGGAGUGCGCGAGUGCGUGCGCCAACAUGGUCAACUGCACCUUCUGGCAGCACUUUCCCCCCCCGCAAGCGACGCUGUGCACCAACUGCGGCGUGUGCUUCCUCUACAAGGCCACGGAUCCCGCGCCCAAGUGCCAGACCGCCAUGGUUUUCGCUGGAGGAAUCAACCGCCUUGAAGCUAAUGCCUCCAGGCUCGGCCGGCCCUGCACAGUCAAGCAACCGCCGCCACCAUCCCCUCCGCCGUCCCCCUCUCCCCCUCCCGCUUCCCCCUCUCCCCCUCCCGUUUCCCCCUCUCCGCCUCCGCCUUCUCCCCCUCCCCCCACCCCCUCACUCCCCACUGUUCUGUGGAACGACAACAAGUACCCGGGUGUGGGCGGCACCACGUGCACGCCUCCUCUGGACAUUCCUUGCACGGACAACUGCACCGACACCAGCGGACUCAGCGGCCGCUACGUCGUUCCUAAUGGCGGGCGCUGCGCCACUGGCACGAGCCCCCGGUGCUACGGCAACGCUGUGCUCCGCCGUCAGUGCUGCGCGGCGUGCACCAACUCGACUUCAUGCUCCUUCUGGCAGCACUACAUCCCCUCGUCGCUCUCCUGCUCCAACUGCGGUAUCUGCUACCUGUACAAGCCCUCGGACGCGCAGCCCACGUGCGAGACGCGAACCAUUGUCACGAGCAACGGCACGCGCACUUACGUGAACGCCUCCACUCUCGGCCGCCCCUGCCCUUACACACACCACGACCCGCACUUCCGCGGCGCGCACGGCACGCGGUUCGAGUUCAACGGCGCUCCCGAGAAGACGUACUGCCUGCUGACUGACUCGAGCCUGCAUGUGAACAUGAAGAUGCGCGGGUACUACGACACGCGCACCAUCGGCGCGUCUCUGCUGCGCAACGGGCUGGCUGUGCGCACGUGGAUCCGCGAGCUGGGCUUCGUGUGGAGCGCUGACGGCGUGGAGCACUCCUUCCGCCUGGCGGCGCGCAACGGCAAGUCGGACAAGCGCGACAAUGGCUUCCUCUCUCUCAUCGAGUUCGACGGCCGCGUCCUCCCCUCCCUCGAGCCCAGCGAGUCGUACAACCUGGACGGUGGCCUGGCGUUUGUGUUCAAGGGGUACGAGCAGGAGGGCGGCGGGUUCUUCGACGUGGACUCGUACUCGCUGCGCAUCGGCGACAAGCUGGCCAUGGACAUCAAGCUCAGGCCCGCGCACCCGCUGCUGCAAACGCCCGACGACGCGCAGGUGCACCUGAACGUCAACUUCAAGCACGUGUCGCGCUCGUCGUCUGUGCACGGCAUCAUGGGCCAGACGUACCGCGAGGGCCGCACAGAGCGCGCCAUCGACUACGCCAUGCUGUCGCGGCUUCUGCGCACUCCCUUCUCCGCCGACGGCGAAAACGGCAAGGGCUUCCUGGACGGCAAGGCCGCGGACUACGAGACGUCAGGAGUGCUCUCCACCGACUGCGGCUUCUCUGCCUUCUCCAAGGCCAUGUAAAUGCGCUUGACUAGGCAUCCCCUAGGAGGAUGAAUUGGCAGAAACGAAGCUAUCUCUUGGGAUUAAUUGAAUUUUGGAAUUAAUCGGCAUUCACGAGGGUCACUACUGUUGUAUGCACUUGUGGUCCUCGGCUGUGUGAUGAGCUUAUUGUUCUGUAAGUAAUCCAUGUAAUUCAUUCUUAGUCUUGUAACUGGUCAACAAAUAUACAAAUUGUAUAGAUUAGCUAGUAACUAUUUGCA